This is a messenger RNA of Cheilinus undulatus (humphead wrasse), 6632 nucleotides long. RefSeq names its product vestigial-like family member 4b (gene vgll4b). The coding region runs from base 297 to 1262 and encodes 321 amino acids. NCBI's taxonomy places the organism in Eukaryota, Metazoa, Chordata, Actinopteri, Labriformes, Labridae. The transcript is spliced from 5 exons. Gene Ontology annotation, molecular function: transcription coactivator binding. The record is from RefSeq and is a predicted model, not a curated record. Gene Ontology annotation, biological process: negative regulation of DNA-templated transcription.
CAUACCAAGCAUAGCCUGCGUGUCAGUGCAGUCGACUUACAGCUGGCUGUGAGGAGAACUGACGCUACUCUCUUUUUGCUCUUUAUCACCGCGAUACAUUCACUUGUAUUUUUAAAAAAGUAUCCCAAACUAACUGAAAACACAGGGGAAUCUAGUUAUAGCCUUCUUCGUAGGGUUGUAUUUUUAUAAGAAGAGGUUCUUCCAAACCAAAGUUGGAGGCUGGGCCUUUAGCUUUUUGACCGUCGACUUAGAAAAGAAGAAAAAAAGCUGGUCUUUUUUUGCAAACAACUCGAUAAAUGCUUCUAACAAAAAUGGACCUGUUGAACUACCAGUACCUGGACAAAAUGAACAACAACAUUGGCAUUCUCUGCUACGAAGGUGAAGCAGCUUUGAGGGGAGACCCCAGACUCCAAUCCCUGUCUCUGUCCUCAUCUUCAUCCUCCUCGUCCUCCUCUUCGUCGUCAUCCUCUUCAUCUUCCUCCAUUUGCAGCCACAGGACAGGUCCUCCUCCCAUCAGCCCAACAAAGAGGAAGCUGAGUGGGGAUCAGGGGGACAGCGACAUGGACGACAACGAACACGUGGCCAAGAUGAGCCGACUGUUUGCUGCACAGCUGAAACCUAAUGGAGACUACCGCAGCUCUCCCCUCUCAAAGGACCGCAGCCGAAGCCCCAUCGAGCGUGUGGUGGUGCCCAGUGCUCUGGGAGUCCACAGCAACCACCUGUACAGCCACGCCCACCACCAUCACCACCACCACCUGGCCAGCUUAGCCGGCAUGGACCAGCCGCUGGCACUCACCAAAAACAGCAUGGUGGUGGAGUCUGCACGCAGCAGCACAGCAGUAAUGGCCACAGUGCCCCACACAGUCAGCACCGUCGAGCGCCAGCAGAAUCGUCCUUCAGUGAUCACAUGUGCUCCAGCAAACAACCGCAACUGCAACCUGUCUCACUGUCCAGUUUCCCACAAUGGCUGCUCGAGCCUCACUAACAACUACAGGAGAAUCAAUACCAACACAGCCUGUGACCCCGUGAUUGAGGAGCAUUUCCGCCGCAGUCUUGGGAAGAACUACAAGGAGCCUGAGCCCACUGCCACCAACUCUGUGUCCAUCACAGGCUCAGUGGACGACCACUUUGCCAAGGCCCUGGGCGAGACCUGGCUGCAGAUUAAAAACAAGGGGAGUCCCUCAUCGACCAACAGCAGCCCAAACUCCUCCCCUGACAGUCGCAUGGUCAAUCACAACCACUCCCCUUCUGUGGUCUCCUGAAUGAGGAGGGGUUUCCCCAGCCCUCCCAAUCAAGCCUACAUUGACACCCCUGUUAAAUGUUCUGUCACCAGCAUCCCUGAGGGAAUGCCUGCCUGCUGGUCUGCUAUAAACACCCGACAUCCUCAAUCCUGCACUCUCUUUCUAUGCACUCAUAGAGGAUCAAUCAAGCAAUAACAAUAUGGUCGUUUUAUCCCCCCUUAUGUGCCCUGGUUUGUUAAAGACGGACAGUAAUCCAUAAUGAACGAUGAGGGUUCAACUUUGGGACUUAACUGGAGCACCAAGCUGCUCCUUCCAAUCAUUCAUCAUUUCUGUGUGUCAAGCUUGGAGCUGAGCAAGUGUCCAUAGUUAUUUGUAUAUAAAGAGAGGAGAAAGGCGGUGUUUUAAUUAUUAAUUUCCUUCUUUGUUUUUUGUUUCUUUAACAGUAGUUUUGUGUACUGUUUUUGCGUUAUGAGAUGCCUGACAAUUGAAAGAGAAGAUAAGCGAGAAACACUUUGGAUAAAUAACCACAAACCACCUGACAGUGCUACCAAAGAAAACUCUGACACUGAUGUUUAUCAAUGCCCAUCAAGAAAAAAAACAAACAAAAAAAAACAACAAAAAAAAAAAAAACACAUCCAUCGUACAAUCUUCAUCCUCUGUUUAUCAGCUUUCAUUCUCUCACCUUCCUCCUCCUGCGUGACUGUUGUGGUGGUUUUGUUUCUGCAUGUGUACACGUGGGUGAUCGGCUUGGUCUGAUUUGCACUACUGCUGUAGAGAGUAAAAAGGGUGUCAGUAUGGAAAUCUGGCACUGCACGCUGGGACUGAAAAAGCUCAUUUUGACCCAAACUGACUUAAUCCAGCUUCAGCUGGAACCUCCUUGAUAUCAGAUCUACCUGGGCUUAUCCACAUUCUGACUCUGAUAGAAAAAACCCUACAUAAUGAUGCAGUAGUUAUUGAGCAUAGAUGAAAUAUGCAAAAUAUUUUAGUAGGGCUGAGUGAUGUUAAAUGCCUGACAUUGAGGAUAUAGAAUUGGCUGCUGAGUGUUCAAAUAGUUUCAUCACACAAGAAAUGGAAUUACCUGAAGGCCCUUUGUCCACUAGACCUUUUCUGUGCUGGCAGUGCCCACUACUUUAAUUUUAGCAUGUUUUUCCUGGUGCUCACAGUUGCUGUGUCAAAACGUUGUUUCACAGCACUUUGCUGCCUUUGGUAGUGACUGUUUAAAGUUGACUAAAUUGCCUUCCUUGCUUAUUAUUUGCUUUUAUUUAAGGACAUGUUUGCAUAGACAUUGUCCUGGUGUUAGCAGCAGCUCUAGAUUGGAAAUUAAACUCUUGAGUAAACAAAUCUGGGUGCAUGAGAGAGCCUACCCUAACUUUUAUUGAUCCAUGAGGGAGAAAGAGUAUUUUUAAGAACUGUUAUUAAAGUUCAUUUAUUUUCAGUGAUUAGCACUUUGAGUGCAGUGACAAUCCUAAGUAUGCUUAGGAUGAACUGAUUUUGUAUAGACGAUGGGCGCUGACAGCACAAAAACACUGUUGGUGUGAACUCAGGCCUUCACAAUGUUGGUAAAACUCAUGGACAGCAGCAGCCAUCUACACGUACAUUAAAAGAGUCAGUAUUUCAUACAAACAGUGAAAGUAACAAUCUCCACUUGUGGAUUUUUAUCAAGUAGCGUUGUUAUUGGUAUAGAUAAUAUUAAUCCUGUCCCCAAAAUACCAUCAUCAGUACUUAACACAAUUGCUGUAAAUUGUGCCAAAUUGUUAGACAUCCCAGCAAUCAUAAAAAAAGACGAACACACAGUUGAACAACCCUACAGCGUGUUGACAGUAGUUUUGCCUGAACAUUGGGCUUUGUUUUAUUUCACAGCCUUACCUGCUGACAGUGAUGAGGGGCUAGAAGAUGCUGAACGUCAUUGUGGUCAAAAAAGUCUGGUUUUCUCGACUGGGGGAGAGAAGAUUAUUCGGAUCUCUUCAAACACACCUUUGAUUGUGUAUCUCCUUGAACACAGGUGUUGUAGUUGUGUUUGGCUUCCACUCUGCUGUCCCUCCCUCUCCCUUACUCUAGGGUUUUGGUAGAUUUCUAAAGGUUUGAAGGGUAAACUAAUGCUUUUACACAUGCAUGUUUUCUGUUUUGUGUUUAAUAGCUGGUAUCUAUUAAUGUUUUAAGCAUUUCAAUCUUAACUACUAUUAGCCGUUUCAAUUAGACGUUAGUUGUUACUUCUUUCAUCGUCAGUAACAGACUUAGACACUAUACACUCACUGCUGGGUCAGUUGUACUCCAUUAUAUUAUUGUUAUUGUUGUAUUACAGUUUUGUAUUUGUUGUUUUCCAUUAAUAUCAUUAUGGUAACAAACAUCUAUAGCAGGAUGGCCUCCGGACAGGCUCUGUUUAACAAUGAGAGCUGUGUUUCCCAUCACUACUUCAGUACAGGGAAUGAUCAGCUUGUUCCUGCAGCUGAGCUGAAAUUAUUCUCCUGCUGAAUUGAUGUUGGAUGUGCAGCUAAUAAAGGUUUUCUUAAGAUGUUGAUCCAUCGGUGGUACAGGAUGCUACAUUGUUGAGCAUGACUGAGCUGAGACACCAAACUGGCACAAACAAGUCAGCAGGGCCACGUUUUCCUGGAAGGCAUCACAGUUGAAAUAAAAAGUUUAUAGUCUCAUUUUACUGUUGAAAUCACCACCUUGUUGCUGCAGUAUGAAAAAAUAUUUCAUACAAGACAGACUAAAACACUGAUGCAUUCAGGAAACAUGGUCUAGUUUUGGUCAGAGCUUGUGUCCUGACUUGGUGUCCAGACAUUUUAUUUUGUACUUAAGUGCUUUUUUGUUAUCAACAACCUUGCGUUGUUGCUGCAGUUAAGCUAGACUGCUGCAGUCUGAGAAAAUGACUUACUCUGUAAAAGAGCCUGCACCAAGGUAGCAUACAUUCCUCCUGUAGGGAACUUUGAACAGGUCACAUGAACAGUCAGAAUGCCUGUAGACUACACAACCAGACAGAGCCAAAAGCCCAAGAGAUCCCCCUUGGGCUCCGAGAUGCAAAAAAGGCCACUUGUGCUAUUUUCAGUAAGAAAAAUAAGUGGUAAACCAGUACCGAUGAAUUAUCCUCAAAUAUGUUCAAGCCCUCUUGUUCCUUUAUCAGAGUGUAGAAUAUAGAGAGCAGGUUUUAACAGUCAAGAGAAGGCUGGGAUUAAGGGUGGUUUCACAUUAAUUACCAGGGCCCAGAUCUGAGUACACUUGACCCCAAAAUCUGGUUGAUUUGAACAGUGAAAAUACAAGCUUACUGUAUGCUGCAGUCAACUUAAAGAGGUUUUCUCGGGCACUGUUCUUAUGUAGUCUGAGGGAGAUAUAAAAGCAACCAUGCCUGAGUAUAUGUCAAUGUGACAAUUCUGUCUCUUCAAAAAGGGUUCGAUUAGGAAGUUGGAAGAGGGUCAUUGUUUGUCAUUAAGAUCAUAAAAUCCAUAGUAGCCUUUAGGAUAGAUUCCAUGGUUAGCAUUGAGUACAAACAUAUGGUGAUGCUAGUAGUUGCAAUGGCUGCCUCUUCCUCUUUCUUUUAAGAGGAAUUGCAACCCAACCAUGCACAUACCACCACACAAUGUCUCUGACAUGCUCAGGCAGGGAACAGGAAUACUAAUGUGAAAGCAGACCAAGGGAGUUGGAGCAAUCAUACUCGGGCAUGACACAAAACAGUUGUACUUAAUGUGAAAACACCCUUAAUGAUGUUAGUUGUUUGGCUUGCUUUGUUUUUUAUUAAACAUAAGAACAUCUACAACAGAGUUUUUUAAAUGGUUAGAAUGUCCACACAUUCCAUCCUCAACUAUCAGAACAGACGCAACUGAACCAGAGCCGACAGUAAAGGUUCUAGGUUCUUAAGAUACAGAGCUAAAAUCUCAUUUAAUUGCCCGUGAAUGAAUCACUAUGAAAGGAAAUGCUCAUCAAUCUUUCAGCAACAGGUUCCUAGUGGUCUGAAUGGAUGAUUUUCUUUUUUUUUUAUCAAGUCUGGGGGCAGUCUUGCUUCAGGAGCUGAGCUUCUGAAAGCCCGACCCGUGAGCCAGGAGACACUCAGCUGCCACUGAAAGUCUUUUUUCAGGUCUCACAGCACUGCCUCCGCCUCCUCGGACAUUCAAUUGAGCCUGAUGUAAGUUUGGAUGUUGUUAGCAACAUGCUAGAAAACAGGAGGGAAAAGGGCUUAGUGUCCAGAGGAUUUUGUUUUUUCUAUUAUUAUUCUUUCUCAUUAUCAUUUCACUACCACCCUGUAGGUAGGGGGCUCUCUUUCUGCUUAGGCACACACUCCCUACACACUGUAGGAAAAUCACUUAAUAAAAAAAAAAAUACUUUUUUAUAAUAGGUAACUAUAAAGACCAUCAUUACGCUGUGCGUAACGAAUGUACAGAAGAAAAAUCGUAGGUAUUUUUUGAGGAACAAUUAAUUUGUUAAUGAUAUGUAGCUAUUUAAUUGUUGGUUUUCCCUGUCCUUAUAUUGUAAUCAUUGCAUUUUUCUUUUUUUGUGAAAAAAGUUGAUCUUUUUUGUUUAUAGAGUUUGUUGUGUUAAAGGUUCAAGUGCAGGAACACAGUAAACGUAUGAAACCACGAUAAACCACCAGUGUGUCGGUGACAAUCGCUACUUCCAUGAUCCCUGAUGUUCUGCAGAGCUUGAUUGUGCAACGUCUGAACAACAGUUUCACUAAUGGUCACAGAGGGUUGUUCUUUUAGAGGCCUCUUGAGAAAUGUGCAUGUUGCAUCAAUUCAACAGAAUAGUUUUGCCACUAGCCCAAUGACUAUUGCCAGCCAUGUCCUAAUUAUUUACAAGUAAAAUAAAAAUCAACAUUUGACAUGGGCUAGUAGGUAAAAACAAAUGUCCACCUCUGCAUGUCAGUGAGACUGUGGGGUUAAAGGUCUUUUGAUGAUGUUUGAGGUCUACAGAUGGGAAUUGAGCAACAAGUUCACCUAUCCAACAUGGGAGAUGUUUGUUAAUGUCAGACAUGCAACUUAAAACACAAAAGUUGAAAUGAUGUCAGCCUUUUUUUAUCUUUCCAUGCUGAAAUUAGUUUUCUCAUUGCCAGACAAUGAGACUGAGAUCAUCUGUUGAGAAUAUGCGGUUUUGGGUUGUCAGCCAUAUUUAACUGAAGUUGCUGUUCCCGUCUGUUGAGGCCAUUUUUACAUCUUUGAUCAAGUAAACAUCAUCAGUGAAAUAGGAGUAGGUCUGAUUGACCACACCACAUACCCAAGGUCCUUUUGAAUUGGAAGUAGCAUGUACUUAGUGGUAGAAAUACUCUGAACUGUAAAACAAACACAAACUGUAUCAAGAAAAACAAGUUGUGGCUCUGUGUCUCCUACUAAAAAGGUUUUGGCAGGCCACCUUUUUUGUACGUAAAGUAGCCUUGAUGAACAAUAAAAUGCUUUUAAACUA